AUGGGGGCGGCGAUGGGGGCACAAGGAGCGGCGGUGCGCUCGGGACGCCCGGUCCAGGGGUGCAAGGUCCGGAGGUCGCAGCCUUCCCCGCACAGGGCCUCUGGCCCAGUCAAUCCCACGUCCCCCUCCUACGUGAUAACCGACCAGACAGAGCUACGGAAAAUCAAGUGCAUGGAGAAGACGGGAAUCAGUGUAACCAGGGAGCUGAUGUGGUGGUGGGGCGUGCGGCUGGCGACAGUGCAGCAGCUCCUGGACCUGCUGCAAGGGCUGCAGCUGUACCGUGCUGCCCAGGUCAUCCUGGACUGGACGUCAGCCUCUAAUAUCAGCCACUCUGAAAAACAGGAGCCGGUCGAGCCGCCUAAACAGGAGAACAUAUCUUUACCGCCCACAGAAAACAAAAAUAGAGAGAAGGAAAAUGAGAGAAGUCUGUUGCCAUCACCAGACUCUUCCCAUCUGGGAGUAUCACCAGCAGGCAUUUCCGGUGCUAUUUCUGGAGGAGCCUUGUAUUCACUGCCUUCUCCACCACCUCCCCCCAGAGACCUUUUGAAAUCCUUGCAGUCAAAUCCGCCUGUCUCAUCAAGUGUGAAGCCUUGCAGCUCUCCUGCCCCUCAGCAGGAGACAAUGACCGAUCUCCCCAGCGGGAGCCUUCUGUGGACCCAGAGGGAAGUCACCAAUGCCACAAACGGGUUCAGUGACAAGAGCAGAAUUUGUGAAGGAACUUUUGCGGAUGUCUACAAAGGUCAGAGGAACAACAUGGUGUAUGUCAUCAAAAGACUGAAAGAGGUGGAAUGCACAAGCCCAGACUCCACCCAGAGAUUCUUUCACACCGAAGUUCAGAUCUGCUUUCGGUGUUGUCACGUCAACAUUCUGCAGCUGCUGGGUUUCUCAGUAGAAACUGGAUUGCACUGCCUGAUAUAUCCAUACCUGCCCAACGGAUCGCUGCAAAACAAACUUCAGUGUCAAGAUGAUUCUGCUCCACUGAGCUGGGACAUGCGAAUCAGCAUUUCUGUGGGACUCAUCCGAGCUGUGCAGUAUUUACACAAUUCUGGAAUUCUUCAUGGGAAUAUCAAAAGCUCAAAUGUCUUGUUGGAUGAAAACUUUGCACCAAAGCUUGGGCAUUCAGGCCUGCGUUUGUAUUCUGUUGAUAAAAAAUCAGAAUAUGCUAUGAUGAAAACCAAAGUCCUACAAGCUUCUCUCACUUAUCUGCCAGAAGACUUUAUCAGACAUGGGCAGUUAACAGAAAAAGUUGAUAUAUUCAGCUGUGGUGUGGUCCUAGCAGAGAUACUGACAGGGAUUAAGGCACUGGAUGAAGGAAGACACCCUAUCUAUCUGAAAGAUAUGAUUGCUGAUGAAAUUCAAAUAGCAAAAGAAAGCUCAUACUCCAAAGUAAAAAAUUUUGAAAAGCAAGCUGCCAAGGAGAUAUGCUGUAAAUAUCUAGACAGGAAAGCAGGACACUUGCCGGAAGAGGUUGCUGUUGAUUUUGCCUUAGCCAUCUGCCUUUGUCUGAGAAAGAAGAAUUCUAACAUAGCAGAGGUGCUUGAAACGAUGGAAACGGCUGCAAAUAAAUUAAGAGAGCAUUACAUCUGUGGAGGCAGCACUUCUGGGUUCUCCAUGAACACUCCAGAAGAAAACGAUGAUGAGACUGCUAGCCUGAGCACGGACGUGCCUUCUGCGGGGGACAGUACAGAGGACAGUGCGCAGCCCAGGGUCCUGUCCAGUGCCAGCCCCUGCACACCUCUGACAGGAGCCGUGUCACCCGACAUCUAUGGGGGACAAAUGUCAAGGGUCCCCUGUGAAUCAGAUGAAUCGAGCAGUUUUAUGUGGAGUCCUCCAGAAAAAUCUGCAGAUGCGCUAUCUAGCGCCAGCUGCAACCAUUCAGGAAUGGUGGCAGCCUCUGAUUACAGGAUCAAGCAGGAGAAACCUGCGAAUGGCCUCCAGGAGAGAAACGCAGUGUGCACCAAAAGUGACGGUGUCUUGGAACCAGCGUCUGCUGCACAGGGCGCCUCUCAGAACAACGCAGACAUUGACUCUCCCUGUUCUUCACAAGCAUUAGCCAGAGAGACUUCUUGGAAAAUAAAGAUAAAUGAUCAAAAAAAGAAGCUUAUGGAAAACAUUUUGCUGUAUGAAGAAGACAAAUUAAACAGUUCUGAACUUUUUGAGUCAUAA
Messenger RNA from Mesitornis unicolor (brown roatelo), 2166 nucleotides. Its product is annotated as interleukin-1 receptor-associated kinase-like 2. The transcript is spliced from 13 exons. Gene Ontology annotation, cellular component: plasma membrane. NCBI's taxonomy places the organism in Eukaryota, Metazoa, Chordata, Aves, Mesitornithiformes, Mesitornithidae. Gene Ontology annotation, biological process: signal transduction; protein phosphorylation. The record is from RefSeq and is a predicted model, not a curated record. Gene Ontology annotation, molecular function: protein kinase activity; ATP binding; protein binding. The coding region runs from base 1 to 2166 and encodes 721 amino acids.